Messenger RNA from Mesitornis unicolor (brown roatelo), 471 nucleotides. It is a transcript of the gene TSPAN33, whose product is annotated as tetraspanin 33. NCBI's taxonomy places the organism in Eukaryota, Metazoa, Chordata, Aves, Mesitornithiformes, Mesitornithidae. The transcript has 5 exons. Gene Ontology annotation, cellular component: membrane. The annotation marks the transcript as partial. The record is from RefSeq and is a predicted model, not a curated record.
GUCAGCGAGAUCAUCAACGUCGCCAUCGUGCAUUACCGGGACGACCUGGACCUGCAGAACCUCAUCGAUUUUGGGCAGAAGGAGUUCGGCUGCUGCGGGGGCAUCUCCUACAAGGACUGGUCCCAAAAAAUCUACUUCAACUGCACCACCGCCAACCCCAGCCGCGAGCGCUGCUCCGUCCCCUUCUCCUGCUGCCUGCGGGACGCCCACCAGGCUGUCAUCAACACCAUGUGCGGGCAGGGCAUGCAAGCCAAGGGCUACCUGGAGGCCAGCGCCUUCCUCCACAUCGCCGGCUGCAUCGACAAACUGCUCAACUGGGUCCACGGCUUCCUGCUGGGGGGCAUCGCCCUGGGGCUGGCUGUCCCCCAGCUGAUGGGCAUUUUGCUGGCCCAGAUCCUCACCCACCAGAUCCAAGACCAGCUCAAGCUGCAGCUCUACAACCAGCAGCACCAGGCAGACCCCUGGUACUGA